GCGGCCAUUUUGGGAGGCCGGCGCUCGGUGCCGGAGGGGGCGGGCUCGGGCCCGGGCCGCAGCGGCUGCUGACAGCGCCGGGGGGGGCGCCGCCGGGCCAGGGCCGCCGCCAGCCGCGGAUCGCAGCCCUCGCCAUGUCGGACUUCGACAGCAACCCCUUCGCCGACCCGGACCUCAACAACCCCUUCAAGGAUCCUUCUGUUACACAAGUCACAAGAAAUGUUCCCCCAGGACUAGAUGAGUACAAUCCUUUCUCUGAUUCAAGAACAGCUCCUCCAGGAAAUGUGAAAAUGCCUAAUGUACCCAGUACUCAGCCAGCAAUAAUGAAACCAACAGAAGAACCACCUGCUUACACGCAAAUUGCAAAGGAGCAUGCCUUGGCCCAGGCAGAACUGCUAAAGCGUCAAGAAGAACUGGAAAGAAAAGCAGCUGAACUGGAUCGGAGGGAAAGGGAAAUGCAGAGUCUCAAUCAGCAGGGGGGUAGAAAAAAUAACUGGCCACCUCUUCCUGAGAAUUUUCCAGUGGGCCCAUGUUUCUACCAGGACUUUUCUGUAGACAUCCCUGUAGAAUUCCAGAAGACAGUAAAGAUUAUGUACUAUUUGUGGAUGUUCCACACAGUGACACUGUUUCUUAAUAUCUUCGGAUGUUUGGCCUGGUUUUACGUUGAUGCUACACGGGGAGUUGAUUUUGGAUUGAGUAUCCUCUGGUUCUUGCUUUUUACACCUUGUUCUUUUGUCUGCUGGUACAGACCACUUUAUGGAGCCUUCAGGAGUGACAGUUCGUUCAGAUUCUUUGUGUUCUUCUUUGUAUAUAUCUGUCAGUUUGCUGUACAUGUACUUCAAGCUGCAGGAUUUCAAAGAUGGGGAAACUGUGGAUGGAUUUCAUCUCUUACUGGUCUUAAUAAAAGUAUCCCAGUUGGCAUUAUGAUGAUAAUCAUAGCUGCACUUUUCACAGCAUCUGCUGUGAUCUCAUUAGUUAUGUUUAAAAAGGUGCAUGGUCUCUACCGCACAACUGGCGCUAGUUUCGAGAAAGCACAGCAAGAGUUUGCAACAGGAGUGAUGUCCAACAAAACUGUACAAACUGCCGCAGCCAACGCCGCAUCAACAGCAGCAACCAGUGCAGCUCAGAAUGCGUUCAAGGGUAACCGAAUGUAGAGAAAUGCAGGAAGUCAUUACAGUUCUCUUUGAUUGUUCUUUAUAUUCCAGUCACUUACUAUAUUCCCUAAAAGCCUAGAACAAAAUACACACAGCAUGUUUGUCUCCUCUUCAGCUGUGCAUGGGUAAAAUGGGAAAUGUUUGGUUUGUUCUAUUAUAAAUUUAUUUAUUUUUUAAAAAGAUAACUGUUCUUUGCCCUUCUUUUAAAUGUUGCUAUCUCUAACAUAAAACCUUCCGUAUCUUAUGGGAGAUAAGUAAUUUCAAAAAUUGACCUGAGAAUGAAUUGCGGUAUUUAAUGUUCAAAUAAAUACAUUAGGAAUUUGGAGGUUUUUUAGUGGUUCACUAUUUUGUUUUUAAACUUCAGGAAAGCACUUUGGAUCAAUUAUUUUUGCUUGUAAUAACUGUUUUCCCUAUUUCUACUGUAAGAAGUGGGGUAGACUGAGAGAUGUAGUAAGUUAGGUUUGGCUGAUACUUUUGCAAUUUCAGCUGCUGCUGGAGUACAAAUACAAGUAGGGUAAAUAUAAAUUUUUUCCUUUUUUUUUUAGGACAAGUUUUUUGAUAUAAACCUGUAAGCUUGCAUGAAUACUGUUGAGUUACCCGAUCAUGUUUAAGUAGUGUUUUGGUCCAGAAUUUACCUGCACCAGUUUAUAGCUUUUGUUUAUAUCUAUUUUCAUGGAGUAUUCUCUACCUGUGAGAAAUGACAAUGGUGCAUAAACAUUCUUCGUAACAGGAUGUGUAAUGCAAUGUACAGUUUAAGGAAGUUAACUGAUGGCUUCAAUCACAGACCUGAAUGAUUAUAAAUUUACUAUUUUUAAUUUCAAUAUUCAUUUCUUGGAGUAAUCAUUUUGCUGGAAAAGAAACGAAUAUUGACAUUUAGAACACUAGUUUCUUGCCUCACUCCCCUCUUUUACAUGCAGUGGUAUUUUUGUUGUGCUUGAGAUUUUUUUUUAAGUGUAGAUUUGUGUUUGAAAGUGGUACUAAAUCUCUAGCCUUGUCAGUCACUCUGUUUACUGCUUGUCCAAAAGUCCAAAUAUACAGUAUUUAAUUUUCUAACAGGAAUAUUGUCUAAAAUCAAGCUUUCGAAGUAGUGGCAUUUAACAGAUACUUGAAUUCAUUUUAACAUUACUCAGCCAUCUCUGUGAUUUGAUUUAAGCUGAAAAUAAAAGCUUCCUAACUAUUUUGAGUUGGAAAAGUGAGAAAUAUACAUCUUUCACAAAGUCGAAUUUUAACUCAUUGAACUGGAGGCCUAAGAGGUUAAAUUGGUGCAGUAGAACUGAACAGUCAGUCAUGGUACAUACAUCAUAAUGUUCUAGAGUUCAGUCAGGUCUUAUUAUAAAUGUUUCUGACCUUUAAAGGUUAUCUGAUAUUCCUUGACUGACUUGUGAGUCUUAUGCAUAGAAUUUGGGCUGUUUUUUAACUUUUUUUUUUAAGAAAAUGAAAACAGGAAGGACCAAGUCCCACAAACUAGUGAAAUGUCACCGUCGCUGAAAUUAAUUCAGCUCGUAAGAAGAAUCAUGAUUAGUGAGACUCAGUCAUAAGCUUCUGAGGCCCCUCUAUGUUCUGAAUGUGGACUGACCUUCAUAGAUUAAAUCUUUUUCAUUACAGCGUAUUUAGAAUAACAUAAUAACAUUAAAAAAACACAAACUUAACUUAAUCCCUUGAUCAGUAUUACCAUUAGUCUGCUUUAGCCUCCUUUCUUUUAUUAACUUCUUUAAAUCCAACUUGAAUUUGGAUAAAUGUAGCAAUUUCACCUAUGCUGAAGAUCAUUUUAACAAAUAUACUUUCUUCUAAAUAUUCUCUGCAUCAUGAAGUUAAAAGCAGUUUGGUUAGUUUUUAUUAUACAGGGGCUCUAAAAUUUUACACUAGUAGACACGCUAGCAUUGAACUUAAAUUUGUGUGGGAUGUUAUUAAAAGCUUUCUAGACAAAAGUAUUCAUUUUCUGUUGAGAACAGGUACCACACUUCUAGCAGUACGUGAUUGUUCUUUUCAAAAUCUUUUAAAUUUGAGUGUUUUAUCUAGGAACUAAAAUAUGGAUUACUUUUGAAUUUAAUUUAAACAGUCCUCUUGGGUAGCUCUUGGGUAUGAAUACCAGGGACAACAUCCUUGCAAUUAAAUUUAAGAUUACAUAAUAACAUACAGUAGCGUAAUAUAUUAUGGAGAAGAAAAAAAAAAACACCUUUCGGAAUAAAACCUGAAUUUGGCAGGUAGAUUUUUUUUCCCAAAUAUUUAAACAUUCUUUGAGAAAACAGAUUUAAUUUUCAGAGUAUACUGAGUGCUGAUUUCUAAUGUCAUGCGUUAAAUAAUACAGAUUUAAACCUCACGUGAAAUUCAGGAUUCCACGUACACGUGAUUUGUUAAACCAGGAGUCUCUGACACUUUGCAGCCCAAAAGGGACAGAAAAGUUUGAGUGUAGCUUUGGCAACAGAAGGCUGAUGUUUGUUAAAAUAUUUUUUACUUAAUUAAAAUGAGAUUUUACCGUCUCUUAUUAAUUAUCAGAGUAUGGCACCCACUUAAGUUGUCAUUUUGUAGUAUUGUGGCAAAUUGAGUACAAAGUAUGAAGUUUAAACACUGGAAUGUCAGUAGUCAUUGAUAUGUAAUUCAGGAGUUGGUUUUAUUUAUCUGGGGAUGUUUGUAUAUUUUGUAAAUUACUAACAAUGCUCUGCCAUCCUGGUGAAUGUCAUGGUUCUGUACAAACACACUUCUGUCCCUCUGUUGCAUGUCUGAGUACUUCAGAAGUUUUGUAUAUUUAUUGUAUUAACACAGUGUCAUAGAAUAAAAAAAAAUACUUUUUUUCCUGGA
Messenger RNA from Cygnus olor (mute swan), 3953 nucleotides. It is a transcript of the gene SCAMP1, whose product is annotated as secretory carrier membrane protein 1. The coding region runs from base 135 to 1154 and encodes 339 amino acids. The transcript is spliced from 9 exons. The record is from RefSeq and is a predicted model, not a curated record. Gene Ontology annotation, cellular component: recycling endosome membrane; trans-Golgi network membrane. Gene Ontology annotation, biological process: protein transport. Lineage: Eukaryota; Metazoa; Chordata; Aves; Anseriformes; Anatidae.